This is a messenger RNA of Paramormyrops kingsleyae, 1139 nucleotides long. The record is from RefSeq and is a predicted model, not a curated record. Lineage: Eukaryota; Metazoa; Chordata; Actinopteri; Osteoglossiformes; Mormyridae.
UUCCUUAAGGAUAUAACGGCGUUACUAAAACUGCACAUAGUCCAUUUAUAAAAAAGAAAAUAUAACUGCGAAAUUUCCCUGUCAUAGAAACAGCUAUUCGUAUAAAAAUAAAGGUGGCGAUGCAGAUCAAAAGUUUCAGCGUUAUUUUGAUCGUGUUCAAAUUUUUCAUUAACUCUGAUGUAGGUUUCCUGCUACACGGCUCUGCUGGUCCUCUAACAGCCCGGCUGGGAGGAGCAGUACUACUGCCCUGCUUUGUGGACAGACCCCUGCCUUUGGAGGAGCUGGAGGUGGACUGGAGAAGGACUGAUUCAGACACCAUUGUGCACCUAUUCCAGGGGGGUCUGAGCAGACCUGAAUCACAGGGGGACGCCUACAGGGACAGAGCCCACUUCUUCUCUCAGGAAAUCCCCAAAGGCAACUUCUCUCUGCUGCUUGAGGAAGUGAGGACUGCAGAUGCAGGAGUGUACAAGUGUGUGGUUUAUACAGAGCAGGAGCACCAUGAAACACGGGUGGAAAUACAGGAAGCAGAGCGGCUGGUGGUGACAGGUGCAGAUGAGCCUGUCUAUGCACAUGCUGGAGAGGAUGUGACUCUCAGCUGCUCUUUGGACACUCAUGUUAAUGUGACAGAGCUUCAGGUGGAAUGGAGAAAGACAGACGAUGACGGUGACAUCUUGGUGCUUCUGUAUGAUUAUGGAGAGAACAGACCAGAGUCACAGGAUGAGAGAUACUCUGGAAGAGCUGAAUUCUUCACUGAGGAAAUUCCCAAAGGAAUCUUCUCAAUGAAACUGAGGAAAGUCAGGACUGAAGACAAAGGAGAGUUCAGGUGUGAAGUCCACUCAGAUACUGAUUCUGCCAAUACAACAGCCAGGAUAGCAGCACUGGGUUAUUCCUCCCUGCAUUGGCUGAUUCUGGGGCUCUGCAUCGCUGUCACACCUGCAGUCCUACUUACUGGUGCUUUAUCUGUCAGGCAUUUAAUAAGGGGAGGUAAGUGUAGCAUCUGCUCUGUCAUUUCUAGUAGUUUUGAUGACAUCAGUGGAUCCAUGUUUGCAGCUACUUAUCCUGUAGAGGGCAUCUCAGCAGACAUGGGGCAUCAGGCAGGACUGUAUCUACACAGGGUGCCUGUCCAUUGCAGGGCUUAA